Hypoxylon fragiforme is the source of this 2680-nucleotide messenger RNA. RefSeq names its product MCM-domain-containing protein. Gene Ontology annotation, biological process: double-strand break repair via break-induced replication; DNA replication; DNA replication initiation. The transcript has 3 exons. Lineage: Eukaryota; Fungi; Ascomycota; Sordariomycetes; Xylariales; Hypoxylaceae. Gene Ontology annotation, cellular component: nucleus; MCM complex. Gene Ontology annotation, molecular function: 3'-5' DNA helicase activity; single-stranded DNA helicase activity; DNA replication origin binding. The record is from RefSeq and is a predicted model, not a curated record. Bases 256 to 2424 code for a protein of 722 amino acids.
CGUCUCCAGUUUCGCGUGUCAAUUAACAAGUAACGCGAAGCUAGGUAACUUAGUAACUUACAUAGUACAUCUUUUUUCACAAUAUUUGAACUUCUUCAACCCCUCGAUCCACGAUCCACGGUUCACGAUCCACAUUGGCCACCACAAUUCACAUAAUUCAACUCAUACACCACAUUCAAUCUUAAUACCGAAGAUAUAUCAAGGCACAAAUACAAAAAUUAUCUAGGCUAAGAUACCUAGUAAUCAGUGCAAAACAUGGAUCGCCAAUCCGUAUAUUCAGUUUCGGUGUUCCAGUCCAAUCAAGGACCCAACGAAGAUACCCGACUACAAGUACAAGAACAGCUAGUCACAUUCAUCCUCCAAUUCAGACAUGACAAUAUAUUUGUCUAUCGAGAUCAACUAAGAGAGAACGCACUUCUCAAGAAUUACUAUUGCGAUGUCAAUAUUACAGAUUUAAUCAAGUACAAUGAGGAACUUGCGCAUCGACUAGUGACAGAACCAGCCGAGUUGAUUCCUCUGUUUGAAGGGGCACUGAAGAAAUGUACACACCGAAUCGUUUUCCCUCACGAGCCCAAGACCGUCGUUCCCGAACACCAGCUUCUACUCCACUCCACCGCCGAAGAUGUUUCCAUCCGCAAUCUAGAUUCCGAGACGAUCGCGAGACUCGUGAGGGUACCCGGAAUCGUCAUCGGCGCCUCAGUCAUGUCUUCUAAAGCCACAGAGUUACAUGUCCAAUGUCGAAAUUGUUUACACUCCCAGAUGAUUCCCAUUUUUGGUGGAUUCACCGGUGUUACUCUCCCGCGCACCUGUGGUCGUCAAAGGGCUGCAAACGACCCGACAGAAAAGUGUCCACUCGACCCCUACUUCAUCAUUCACGAGAAGUCCAAAUUCGUGGACCAACAGAUCAUCAAACUACAAGAGGCCCCUGAUCAGGUGCCUGUCGGAGAACUUCCGCGUCACGUUCUCAUCUCUGCAGACCGAUACCUAACGAACAGGGUUGUGCCGGGGUCAAGGUGCACAAUCAUGGGCAUCUUCUCCAUCUACCAAAACAAGGCUUCUAAAAACUCAUCCAAUGGCGGCGCAGUGGCUAUCAGAACGCCUUAUCUAAGAGCAGUGGGUAUCCAGACGGAUAUGGAUGCUACGGCAAAAGGUUCCUCUAUCUUCUCUGAAGACGAGGAGCAAGAAUUUAUGGAGCUUAGUAGGAGACCUGAUAUCUACAAUAUCAUGGCCGACUGCAUUGCUCCAUCUAUCUAUGGUAACCAAGACAUCAAGAAGGCCAUAUUGUGUCUGCUACUUGGAGGCUCCAAGAAGAUUUUGCCCGACGGCAUGAAGCUAAGGGGUGACAUCAAUGUCCUUCUUCUCGGUGAUCCGGGUACGGCCAAGUCACAACUGCUGAAAUUCGUGGAAAAGGCUGCUCCCAUCUCCAUCUAUACCUCCGGAAAGGGCUCAUCCGCUGCUGGUUUAACGGCCUCAGUCCAAAGAGACCAUUCAACAAGAGAAUUCUACUUGGAGGGAGGCGCGAUGGUGUUGGCCGAUGGGGGUGUAGUAUGUAUUGAUGAGUUCGACAAGAUGCGAGACGAAGAUCGAGUCGCAAUCCACGAAGCUAUGGAACAGCAGACGAUCUCGAUUGCUAAAGCAGGCAUAACUACGAUCCUCAAUGCACGGACAUCGGUCCUCGCUGCUGCCAAUCCCAUAUUCGGUCGAUACGACGACAUGAAGACACCGGGAGAGAAUAUUGAUUUUCAGACCACCAUUCUAUCUCGAUUCGAUAUGAUCUUCAUUGUCAAAGAUGAACACACCAGAGACAAGGACGAGCGGAUCGCCAAGCACGUCAUGGGCAUUCACAUGGGUGGCCGCGGCCUAGAAGAACAAGUCGAGGGCGAGGUUCCCGUGGAAAAGAUGAGACGGUAUAUUAGUUACUGUAAAUCACGCUGUGCCCCACGCCUCUCACCUGAAGCUUCCGAGAAACUAUCGUCUCACUUCGUCUCCAUCCGAAAGCAAGUACACGCAUCAGAACUCGAAGCCAAUGCGCGAUCUAGCAUCCCAAUCACAGUCCGACAACUCGAAGCCAUCGUCCGUAUCACCGAGGCCCUUGCCAAGCUAACCCUGUCUCCCAUCGCCACCGAGCGCCACGUCGACGAGGCCAUCCGCCUCUUCCUAUGUUCCACCAUGGACGCCGUGACCCAAGGCACAACGAACCAGGGCAGCCGCGAGCUCAACGAGGAGGUCGCGCGCGUGGAGACAGAACUGCGACGGCGGCUGCCGAUCGGCUGGAGCACCAGUCUCGCCACCCUCAGACGCGAGAUGGUCGAGGGCCGCGGGUUCAGCGAGCAGAGCCUCAAUCGCGCGCUUAUGCUCAUGCAGAGGAAAGAUACGAUUAUGUUCCGUAACCAGGGCGCGCAGGUUUAUAGGAAUGGUGCUUAAUUUACUAGGUACCUCAAGGUUAGGUGCCAAAGGUUACCGUAAUAUCGAUAAGGGGCACGAGACAAGAUGCAUGACAUGACGAUAGGGUUGGUUCGACGAGGAUAUAUGUAAUGCUCUCAUGAUGAGGUAUCUACCCUACCUACCCUAGGCGCCAAAGUAGAUAUGAUGCUUCGUUUUUUUUUUUUUUUUUUGGCUGGGAGUUCAGGUUUAGGCAUUGCGAUGUGAUGGGCAGGCACAUUACGUGCCUACAGACAGA